This is a messenger RNA of Cladocopium goreaui, 2634 nucleotides long. Lineage: Eukaryota; Dinophyceae; Suessiales; Symbiodiniaceae. The record is from the annotation of a GenBank genome assembly.
AUGGAGCGCACGCAGCCGUGUCGAGUGCCGGAUGGCUUUCGACAUCUUCCCAAGGUGCCCCGGACGGGCCGUGCCACGGAAGUCUUGCCCCAGAUCUUGCUGAACACCCGUCCAGACACUCUGAGGAAGGCCAAUUCCAAGCGAAAACAGGUGUCUGGGCCCAUCGGCUCCAAAGGACAUGCGAAACGAUCCUGGAGCCGAGGGCUGGGCCCGCAGUCGGCUCGCUCCGUCGCAAAAGCCUUGAACUUCGGGCGCUUCCUGGUUCAAGAGGAUCGCUUGGCCAAAUUGCAAUUCUCUGAGUCUGUCCUGGCACCAGGUGGUGAUUCAGGGCAGCAUGAUGUGGGUCUAGCCUUGAAAGCCUUGGAAGAGAAGAGCCUGGAGAGUUCUGAGAGGGAUGUCUUGGCAUCGCUUGCCAGUUUCUGGGAGGAUUCCUCUAUGCUCGAUCCAUUGGAUCCUAUGACCUCGUCUUUCCGCGAGCGCGAAACGGGGCCGAUGGAACUGUCGUCUUGCGAUGGGCUUUGUGGGCGCAGCUGGGCAGCGCAACAGGCUUAUUGUCGGUCUUUGAUGAGCUCGAGGAAUGAUAGUAGGACGGGACCUGCUCAGCUUUCCCGAGAUGAUGAGACGAUCCCCGAGCUGCAUCCAGAGCUGAGAAAACAGGAUCUGCAACGAAGCUUCUCCAUCUUUCCUGAGGAGGUUCUCAUGAGGCUGAAAGACUUCAGGAGGAGACCAGUGGGAGACUACCACAUUGACGUGCCUGAUACGAAGGCGGAUGACAGUGGCUCCUCUCGACCUCAGUGCGUUGACCUAGAGCACGUCGACGCUUCGUCGGUGCAAUGGGCUUUGCUCCAAUUCUGCGUGGGCGAAGGCACCCUGAAACGACAGCGGCUGCUGUUCCUGCACGUCAAUGGGCAGGAUUGUCCCCCCAUCGCUCGGGGCCGCGCCAACGAGCUGACUGCCAGUGUGCAGCAGAUCUUGCGCGAGGGCACCGGGCAGGCAGAGGCGUUUCACGCCUCAGUCGAAGUCAAGGGUCCUGAAGAGGUCACGGUGGAGAGGCUGCUGGAGCGGGUGCUGCCGUUCUUCGUGGUGGAUCACCAGGAGUACUCCGUGCAGUGGUUACAAUCUCACUACGACCGACAACUCGAGGAGGCUCAAUCCCCCGCAGCUGCCCCCGACACGGCCCCACCUGAAGCCAGCGUGCGCCGGUCGACCGCGGGAGAGUCCAGUGCAAAGAGGGGAACGGUGUUUGAGAUGGGCACCACGAGCUUCGACAGUGGCCGUGAUGCCUUAAAGGCCGUGGCCGAGUCUCUAGGCGCCUGGAACUGGGUCUUCUUCAGGGCCACCGGGGACGUCGUGGCCGUUGAGGAUUUAAGCGUGGUGGCUGGUGGCAUCGGCAGUGUGGAGGAGAUGCAGAGCUGUUAUGAAGAACAUCCGCAAGACGUUCUCUUUGGUCUGCUCCGCAUGGGUUUCGGUCAGGGCCGCCUGCGGCGGACCAAGUACGUCUUCAUCCACGCCAUAGGCGACAAGGUGCCCGCGGUGACGCGUGGGAAGAAAUCCGCACAGCGGCCUAAGAUGGAGGAACUCAUGGGAAGUUACGCCAGCAUUUCAGUGACCAUGGAACUGCUAACUACCAGCGACUUGACCCUGAAGUCGGUGGUGGAUCGCGUGAGACGUGCGGUGGUGGUGGACGAUGAUGUGCUGGACAGAGACAAGGCGACCCCUUCGGUCUUCUCUAUGGAAGCCUUUCAGCAAGCGCUGCAAGAGGAGAAGAAAAGUCGUAUGGAAGAGAUUCGCGCACAGAGAAAACUCCGUAUGGAGCAGAGCGAAGCGACGUCGCGCGAAGGAUCUGCCUACUCCGACCGUUCGGUAACCUCAAUGGUGUCGCUCUUGCGCAGCGACCGCGAGGCUCUCAACUGGCUGCUGCUGGGCCCCGACCCAACGUGGCUGCGGCGCCGUGGCACUAGUGCAGGGUACCCGACAAAGACGGAGCAGUUAGUGGUGCCAGGUAGCCCCGGUAGCGUGGGGGAGUCCACCGUCUUGCCGAGUCCGCAGAGUCAGCCGGCGGAGCCAUGGUCGCCACCGGAGACCCCCGAGAAGGCCCUGCCGGAUGACACCGAUGUCGUUGACGCGGCCGACGCUUCUCCCUUAGCAACGCCGCGGCCGAAUCUCUCCUUCGAAGUGAUCAACUCGACGGUGAGAUUUUCGGGGCCAUUGCUAAAGCGCUCAGGUGCCUGGCACGGCUUUUGGCAGCUUCGAUGGUUUCAGGUCCGUGGUGGCUCGCUGAUGUGGUGGGGUUCUCCGGAACUGGUGGCACAGGAACCGGCGGGCGCACUGCCGCUGCGUGACAUGAAGGUGCAGCGGAAGGGGGCCACACAAUUCACACUGGAAUGUGCCUUCGGUAAGAAGAAGGUUUACAUCCUGGAUACGGACGUCUUCAGCAGCUGCGAGGAAGCCAACUGGCUGUCAGAUCGUGGCCGCACGUGGCCCAGGGCGGAGCAAUGGGUCAGGGCUCUGGAAGAGGAGAGCAUCUUGCAUCCCAACAUGUCGCCUGGAGCUUGGGGAAUGGGGGGGAGAGGUGAUGAAAACCAGAAUUUUGUUGAAGAAAAUGGCAAUGAUACGGUUAUGAUAUGGCUAUAG